UCAGCUGACCCGGCCCGACUGCGCAGUCAUCCCGGCUAUAAGCGCGCGACCUCCACGCUCGGGUCCGACCGCGCCGCCGCCGCCGCCAUGCAGCCCCCCAGCCUGCUGCUGUUCGCGCUCGGCCUGCUGAUCGCGUCCACCUCCGCGCUCGUCAGAAUACCACUGCACAAGUUCAAGUCCAUACGCCGGACCAUGUCGGAGGUGGGGGGCCCCGUGGAAGAUCUGAUCGCCAAGGGCCCCGUCACGAAAUACUCAAUGGCCACUGGGACCAAGGGGCCCAUCCCCGAGAUGCUCAGGAACUACAUGGACGCCCAGUACUACGGCGAGAUCGGCAUCGGGACCCCUCCACAGUGCUUCACCGUCAUCUUCGACACCGGCUCCUCCAACCUGUGGGUCCCCUCGGUCCACUGCAAGGUGUUGGACAUCGCCUGCUGGGUGCACCACAAGUACGACAGCAGCAAGUCUAGCAGCUACGUGAAGAACGGCACCUCCUUCGACAUCCACUACGGCUCAGGCAGCCUCUCCGGGUACCUGAGCCAAGACACGGUGUCGGUGCCCUGCUCUUCAGCCAUGAAGGCCUCCGUCGGUGUCAAAGUGGAGAAGCAGGUCUUCGGGGAGGCCACCAAGCAGCCCGGCAUCACCUUCAUCGCGGCCAAGUUCGACGGCAUCCUGGGCCUGGCCUUCCCCCGCAUCUCCGUCGACAACGUGCUGCCCGUCUUCGACAACCUGAUGAAGCAGAAGCUGGUGGACAAGAACGUCUUCUCCUUCUACCUGAACAGGGACCCAACCGCGCAGCCCGGAGGUGAGCUGAUGCUGGGCGGCAUAGACUCCAAGUACUACACGGGCUCCCUGUCCUACCUGAACGUCACCCGCAAGGCCUACUGGCAGAUCCAUCUGGAUCAGGUCGAGGUGGCCAGCGGGCUGACCCUGUGCAAGGAGGGCUGCGAGGCCAUCGUGGACACGGGCACCUCCCUUGUGGUGGGCCCCGUGGACGAGGUGCGUGCGCUGCAGAAGGCCAUCGGGGCCGUGCCGCUGAUCCAGGGCGAGUACAUGAUCCCCUGUGAGAAGGUGUCCAGCCUGCCCUCGGUCACCCUGAAGCUGGGAGGCAAAGACUACGUGCUGUCCUCGGAGGACUACACACUCAAGGUGUCCCAGGCCGGGAAGACCAUCUGCCUGAGCGGCUUCAUGGGCAUGGACAUCCCCCCGCCCAGCGGGCCACUCUGGAUUCUGGGCGACGUCUUCAUCGGCCGCUACUACUCAGUGUUCGACCGCGACAACAACAGGGUGGGCUUCGCAGAGGCCGCCAAGCUGUAGCUCCCCGGCCCGCCCCCGCCGCCGGCAGAGAAAGGAGAGUAGCCGCUAGCAGGAGGCUGCAGGGGGAGGCCGGCGUCCCCAGCCCUCCCCGCCCCUCCCCUCUCACACACACUCGCACACUCACCCGCCCCGCCGGCUCUCUGGGGGCCCCGCCGGCUGGGCUUGCCGUUUUGCCCGGGGUUGCCCCGCCCCGGGUUCAGAAAGGCUGCCUGUCUGAUGGAGGGCGGGCACCGGCCCAGCACACGUGUCACUCGGUAGGCAGCGUGUUCGUGUGCCCCAUAGCCCCUCCGCCCGGGAGUCCCUCCCCAAGCUGGCCAGCUCCCGCCGGCCCCAGGCCGUCCUCACAAAGUCCUCACGGAUCCUUCUUCGGAAACCGGCCCUGUCCAAGGACCCCCCCCAGCCACCGGCCACCCACAGCUGGGCUCUGCCGACCCCCGUCCGUGUGUACUGGGCCCACUGAGGGAGGGCUGAGGCCGAGGGUGAGCAGGCGGGGACUGGAAGGAGGAAUCAGCUGCGUGGGCACUCGUGGACCCGGUGGGGAGCCCGACGGGCUGACUUCUGCUGCCUUUUCAGGUGGCUGAAGGACAGAGUUGACGUGACAAUACAGCCGUGCAGCCUC
Molecule: messenger RNA, 1933 nt
Organism: Lemur catta (Ring-tailed lemur)
Lineage: Eukaryota; Metazoa; Chordata; Mammalia; Primates; Lemuridae
Gene: CTSD
Product: cathepsin D
Exons: 9
Coding region: 88-1314 (408 amino acids)
Biological process (GO): proteolysis
Cellular component (GO): lysosome
Molecular function (GO): aspartic-type endopeptidase activity
Source: RefSeq, a predicted model, not a curated record